This is a messenger RNA of Caenorhabditis angaria, 1146 nucleotides long. NCBI's taxonomy places the organism in Eukaryota, Metazoa, Nematoda, Chromadorea, Rhabditida, Rhabditidae. The record is from the annotation of a GenBank genome assembly.
AUGCCUUCUUAUUUCUGUAAGUUUUAUUUGUUUCAAAGAACUCCAGGGAAAAUAGUAUUUAAUUCUUCAGUUUUGUUUGGAUCACAAGUCGAGGUGAAAACUUGGAUAAAUAUCCAACAUCAAUUCGAACAAUUUAGUUCACCAUGUUCAUUUUUGAUCAAUGCUUUACUAAUCUGGAUAAUUUAUCAUAACUCACCAAUUUCUAUUGGAGCAUACAAAUAUUUAUUGAUCUACAUUUCAAUUUUUGAAAUGAGUUAUUCAAUGAUCAAUUUUACCCUUCAACCAAUCUUCAUAUCCGCGAGGAGUUUUUAUUGCAUUUUUGUAGAUGUUCGAGGAUCGACAAUUGAUCCUGGACUUAUGCGAGUUUUCAUUUCGGUAUAUUGCGCAGUUUUUGGAGCAUCUCUAGGUCUUUUCUGUAUUCAUUUUAUUUAUCGAUAUUUAGCUGCUUGUCAACAUAAACUUCUUCAAAGUUUCGAAAGUUGGAGAAUUAUUUUCUGGCUCCCAGUUCCGAUUUUCUUCGCAUUUAUUUGGUCAAUGAUAUCUCUUUUAUUAGCACCACCAAGUGAUUUGAAAAAGGAACUUAUAAAUAAUCGUCUCUUGGAAAUAUCCGAUUUCAAGCCUGGGGAUAUAGUCUAUCUUUCAGUAUUUUUCUAUCCAAUUGAUCCUGAGACAGGAAAACAAUAUACAGAUCCAAUAUCUGUUUUGAGUGCCGUUAUAGCAAUUACAACUUUGUAUAUUUCAUUUGCAAUACUUUUAUAUUUCGGUUUGAAAUGUUACAAAGAAAUUAAAAAACUUGUUAGUUCCUCAUCAAAAUCAGCAAAUUAUCAAAACAUGCAAACUCAAUUAUUUUUCGCAUUAGUUAUUCAAACUCUAAUUCCUUGUAUUCUUAUGCAUAUUCCAUGUUUUUUAAUGAUUCUUUCUGCAAUUCUUAACAAAGAUAUUGGAUAUCUAACCGGUAUUGUUACAAUUACAAUUGCUUUAUAUCCAACUAUUGAUCCACUUCCAAAUUUAUUGAUUAUUAAAAGUUAUCGAAUAGCAUUAAAAAGAUAUUUGGGUUUUCAUUUGAUUGUUAAGAAAAAUCAAUUGAGUGAUGUGACAUUUGUUGAUAUGAAAACUAGAAUUGAAACUACAACUACUGUACUUUAA